Molecule: messenger RNA, 1407 nt
Organism: Thermochaetoides thermophila DSM 1495
Lineage: Eukaryota; Fungi; Ascomycota; Sordariomycetes; Sordariales; Chaetomiaceae
Exons: 4
Coding region: 1-1407 (468 amino acids)
Source: RefSeq, a predicted model, not a curated record
AUGUUCGCAGGAGCGGUUAAUCUGAGCUGGAGAAUACCCAACACCACGACCUUCGAGGACCCUCCCCAAGAUGGCCCCUCGAGCGCCGGCAUCCUGGCCGCCCUCAGAAAGGCCCCUGAGGAGAGGACCACCCCUUCCAACCAGGCGAUGAUACGUACCUACGCCCAGGCACUCACCAGCGGAGCCCCCACUCCCGGGGCGCCCCUGGGUCCGCACACGGCACGGUACGAGACAGCCACGGAGGGACCCAGCCGCCGUGCCUUUCUCCGCGUGGACAGAUCCCACCCUACCUGGAAAGAUGUCACACCGUCAGGCAUCGUCAAUCUUCUGGUCGAAAGACCCGGUUUCCCCAGACGCGACAUCAUCAAAGUAUAUCUCGUUAACUCAGGCUUCGCUAUCGAAGUAUCUCGCCCUGAACUUCGCAACACCCUCGCCGCCAAAGGAAAAGAACACGGCCUCCGUAUCUAUUCCGAGGUGCCCACAUACGCCUACUUCAGGAUCUUCGACUCGGAUCCGUCGGUCCCCCUGAAGAGGAAGGUUCACAUCUAUACCUGUGACCGCUGCCUUGGCUUUUCUCACAAGGACAAAUGCCGCUCCGCUGCCUAUUGUAACGACUGCCUCAGCCCCGCGAAGCCGGGCCAUCAGGACUGCCCAGCUAGACCGAGGGUAUGGCAGGGCGAAGUCAUGAAACUCACGGAGACUCAGAGGAAGGCGGUCAAAGAAGAGGGCCAGGCAGCCUACAAGGCAGCCAGGCGAGCCAGCCCGACCCCCAACGCCCCUAACCCAGAGCCGACUCCGUCCCAAGGCAACCCCACCUCGGCCGAGGAGGACCUCCCAGACGCCCCACAAGGCCUCCUCACCCGCUCCGCAGAGCCGCUACGCGCUGACCGAGAUGAGGGGGACCGGGUUGAGUUGAGGACUGCAUUGUCGGUCGUACAGACACCGAAACCUUGCCCAGAUCAAAGCCAGCCAAUGCCCCGGGGCUGUAAGAUAAUCUCUGCCAACGUCCAAAGGUCCCUGGCCAACAUCGACGGUGUCCUUCAGAGGGCGGUGAGGCACUGUUACCAAGUUGUAUGUAUACAGGAACCACCCAUACUCUUCGGUAGAGUGAGGCGGCACCCCGGCUUCACCUUGUACGCGGUCGACAACGGGGCUAUCAGAGCGGCGAUCUAUGUGGGCCGCCGGCUCUCGGCUUCUGCCCCUACAGCACCAGAGCAUGGUCUGCUAUCUGUUUCCCUCCAAGGGAUUACAAUUGUCAACGUAUAUCUACACUCUAACCUCGGCAACGCCACCAACACCUGGCGAUCCCUCCGCCCCCUCCAGCCCGGCCCGGGCUCUUUUGUGGUGGUAGGGGACUUCAACACUCACCACCCCGACUGGGGACCCCAGGGCUCGGACAAACCCUAG